AAUUUCCACAAGUGGUCCUUAUUUCAAAUAUGAAAAGGGUCAAAGUAGGCGUCUAGAAAAAACAAUUCGUAUUUGCAAAUGAUUGACUUGAAGAUAAGACGCCAUCAGCAUAAACUAGUCCUUUGUCACACACACAGACACACACUAACCAUGGGAAGCACAGCUAUGGAAACCAAGAAGUUAGAAAUGUAUGAAUUUGGCCCUUGUGAAGAUGCAUUCCAAAUUGGCUUCUUUAUAGGCCAAAGAUUCUCCAAACAGAUACGCAGCAGAUUAUGUAAUGACCUUAUUCUUCAGAACCAGCUCCUCCCUUUUGCUCAGCUCCCAAAUUCCCAGCCACUCAUUCAUACUUUAUCCCAAACUAACAAGAACAAGUUUCCCAAUUACUGGAACGAACUCAAAGGAAUUGCUGAAGGAAGUGGCGCCCCCUUUCUCAAUAUUUUACUAUUGAACUUUAGGAAAGAGAUACUGCCAUUCAUUCCAAAGACAGAAAGUAAUCCCAAGGAAGAUGAAAUUAGUGCUGAUUGUUCAUCUAUUCUUGUUGCUAACAACUCCAUGGCUAUGGCUGCUCAUAAUGAGGAUGCAAAUGUUGCUCUUGUUGGACACACUUAUUUGGUUAAGGUGACAUUGUCUAAUGGAACAUCAUUCACUGCUUACACAUAUGCUGGAGAACUUCCAAGUUGUGCCUUUGGAUUUAACAGUCAUGGAGUGGCAUUUACUUUAAACUCAGUACCACCAUGUGAGGAAGAGAUAGUAGCUGGUGCCAUUGGCAGAAACUUCGUGUCCAGAGACCUACUUGAAGCAAAUAGCAUUGAGGAUGCUCUGGCUAGGAUCCAUUCAUCAGAAGCUUCAGUAGGGCACAGCUAUAACUUGAUAGACACAAGAGCUCGGAGGAUUUUGAACGUUGAAACUGCUUCAAGAAAUCGAAUUUCAGUUCAUGAAAUCGGAGAAACUCCAUUCUUCCAUGCCAACAUGUAUCUGCAUCUUCAAGUAAAACAGGCACAAGAUGAGAACUCCUUGAGCAGGCAAACAAGAGCAUCUUCUUUGCCAAAGGAAUCAAAAAGUGAUUUCUUAGCACUUCUUGGGGAUAGCAAUAAUGAGAAGUAUCCUAUUUACAUGACAGGUCCAUUGCUAUACACACUGUGCACAGCUGUGAUAGAUUUGGAUGAGAAAACCUUAUCAAUUAUAGAAGGGAACCCAAAGGAGAAACAAGAAUCCUAUGUCUUCCCAUUAUCCUAAAAGCAAGCUAUGACGAAGACUUGGCGUCUUACGUGACUUUUCCUUGGAUAGAGGAUCCAGGGAGAAAUUUUGGUACCAUAUAAAGAUUGAAAUCCAAAAACAGAAAAAGGUUUGCUCACAAUAAACCUUUGUUUUGCGAGGGAAUUUUUGAUUUUAAGUGUCUGCUUUUCAGAGUAACUGAAUAUAAGAACACCAACAAAGUUCUGUAAUAAAGCAGCUCGUGCAACGGUAGCACCAGUAUCUCCAUACUCAAAACUUGAUAAAUAAAAAGGUACAGGUAGCUCUUAUCUCAAAUAUAAACAAGAUCCUCUGUUAAUUUCUGGUGGAAAGUAGCACCUUAUUCUGUUAUCUGGUGGAAAGUAGCAGCUUCUUUUUAUGAGUAAACUACAUAACAUGUUGCUAA
Nicotiana tabacum (common tobacco) is the source of this 1639-nucleotide messenger RNA. RefSeq lists its product as uncharacterized. Lineage: Eukaryota; Viridiplantae; Streptophyta; Magnoliopsida; Solanales; Solanaceae. The record is from RefSeq and is a predicted model, not a curated record.